Molecule: messenger RNA, 1545 nt
Organism: Closterium sp. Naga37s-1
Lineage: Eukaryota; Viridiplantae; Streptophyta; Zygnematophyceae; Desmidiales; Closteriaceae
Source: the annotation of a GenBank genome assembly
AUGCAUCCGCCCGUCGCACAACAGCACGGCUCGGCUCACCCGCACCAACACGCGCAGCAGUAUUCGCCGGCGCAGCAGCAGCACUAUGUGAAGAUCUGCGAGCUGCGGCCCGCGCCAGGCAAUGUGGUGAACACCGUCUUCAUCCUCCUCGAGAAAUGGCCGGCGGCGCGGGUGAGCGAGGGAGGGGCGGUGGUUUGCACGGCGCUGGUGGCGGAUGGCACGGCGGCGGUCCACAUGCAGCUGUGGGGCGCGGAGGUGGACGCGCUGCAGCCGGGGGACAUUGUGCGCCUCACCAGCGGCCUCUCUCCAUCUGGUACCAUCCCCCAUUCCCCACACCCACCAUUCCCCACACCCACCAUGCACCACACCCACCAUGCACCACACCCACCAUGCACCACACCCACCAUGCACCACACCCACCAUUCCCCACACCCACCAUGCACCACACCCACCAUGCACCACACCCACCAUGCACCACACCCACCAUGCACCACACCCACCAUUCCCCACACCCACCAUGCACCACACCCACCAUGCACCACACCCACCAUUCCCCACACCCACCAUGCACCACACCCACCAUGCACCACACCCACCAUUCCCCACACCCACCAUGCACCACACCCACCAUGCACCACACCCACCAUUCCCCACACCCACCAUGCACCACACCCACCAUGCACCACACCCUCCAUCCCCUACAUCCCCAUUGCUUCUCCACUAAAUCCACUCUACCCCUCUUCCCCCGUCCUCCUUUCCCCGUCUCGCUCGCCCCUCCCCCCUCCCACUCCCCCUUGCUCUUUUUCCCCAUUGCUCCCCACUGCGCGUGCGCUGGCCCUGGUGGGCAGCAUCUUCUCGUUCCACAAGUCGAACCUGGUGCUGCGCGCGGGCAAGAAGGGCGCUCUCGAGAAGAUCGGCGAGUGCGUUGCGCCAUGCUCGCACCAUGGGGGAGCGUGCAUGGCAGGGGGGAGAGAGGGCGGGUGGGAAGGGGUAGAUAGGGGGAGAGAGGGAGGGAGGGAGGGUGGAUGGGGCAGAGAAGAGAGAGUGGGACAGAGCAUGCUGCACUCCCCACCCGCUGUUGAGUCCGGGCCUGCUCUGCCACCCUCCUCUCUCUCUCUCUCUCUCUCUCUCUCUCUCUCUCUCUCUCUCUCUCUCUCUCUCUCUCUCUCUCUCUCUCUCUUUCCCUCCCUCCCUCCCUCCCUCCCUCCCUCCCUCCCUCCCUCCCUCCCUCCCUCCCUCCCUCCCUCCCUCCCUCCCUCCCUCCCUCCCUCCCUCCCUCCCUCCCUCCCUCCCUCCCUCCGUCCCUCCGUCCCUCCCUCCCUCCCUCCCUCCCUCCCUCCCUCCCUCCCUCCCUCCCUCCCUCCCUCCCUCCCUCCCUCCCUCCCUCCCUCCCUCCCUCCCUCCCUCCCUCCCUCCCUCACUCACUCACUCUCUCGUGCUCUCCCCACCAACACGUCUCCCUCCAUCUCCUCUCACGGCUGGCCCGACCUGCAGGUGCCCAGGGGGGGAAUGCCUGCAGGCGGCAUGGCACCACAUGGCAGGUAG